Messenger RNA from Paramecium primaurelia, 1879 nucleotides. The record is from the annotation of a GenBank genome assembly. Lineage: Eukaryota; Ciliophora; Oligohymenophorea; Peniculida; Parameciidae.
AUGUCUUGUUAAAAAUAUGAAUUUGACUAGUAACAGAAAAUAUUCAAGAUUUGCUCACUGAAAGAGAAUUCAAUAGAUAGGUUAGAAGAAUAUUUUCAAGCUUAUCAAAAGCUUUAAAAUUAGGUUAGUCUAAAGUAAAGUAAAUUAGAUUUGAUUAGAUUACCUAUGGGAUAUUACUUCAGAUUAGCAAAAAUUAGUUCAAUUAAAAAAUAAGGAAUGGAGUUGCAUAUCACAUUCUAUUAUGAAGGGCUUUAUGGCAAUUAAAUUGAAGUUACCUUUGGUUAAUAAUAAUUUUCUUCAGCUCUGCCCUUCUCAAAAACAUUUCCGGAUAAACAAAAAAUAGAUGUUAUUGGAAUAAAAUAAGUCUUUCAAUCAUUGAUAGAAACUUUUCAUUGGUGUGCAAAUUUUGGGUAUAAUUUAUUAAUUAUUAUGUUAGAAUGUUUAUAGAUCCAACUAUAGAACAUCUUCUUUACAAAGAAGGUGAAACUGAUUUUUAUGUAUUAAUUCCUAGUUUCACUUAUAUUGCUUAAUUUUUAAGUGAUCAAAAGACACUCCAGAUCAGAGAUCUUGAGGUUUUUAGAAGUAAGGCUUAUCAAAAUUUAGUAAAUUUAUUUUCUAUGAUAUAUAGACAUUUAUUUUUCUACUACGUCUCUUAGAAGAGUUUUUUGGAUUAAUCAAGUAAUAAGAUGAAGAUAUCAAUUUGUAUAAAAGAAUUAGAGAAAAGUACACCUUUCCUUAAGAACUGAGUAAAAUUGAUCCUUAUUUAAUAAAUGAAUCAUGUUAUGGAGCGGAUUUUAUUUAUUCUGAGGAUUUAGCAAAAAAAAAAAUGAUUAGAUAUGGUUUAAAGUAAUCCUAAUUUUUGUAUUAAUUAAACGAAAAUGAAAUUUUAAGAGGAAAACUGCAAAAAUUCCUUGAUUUAGAAUAAGUACUAUUAGGGUAAGCUAAUGAUGAUACAAAAGUAUCUCAGUUCCCCUAAAAUGCAAAAAAAGAAAAGAUUUUGCACAAAAAUGGUACAGAAGAUAAACCAGAAAAUCUUACUUUGACUUAAAAUGUUUUGAAUUUCUUUUCAGAAUUAAAAAGUUAUAAACCACUCUAAGGAAUUAGUUAAGAUAUCUAUACAUCAUUUUUAAGAGCCUUAACUAAAUAAGAAAAUGGUAUUAAGAUUAGGAGAAAUUGGAAAUUAAUCAAUACUAAACAUGAAUUGGAAUUAAUUAUUGUUUAAAAACCAUAGGAGUAGGUUUAAUAAUAAGUUAGGCAAAAAGAAUAAUAAGCAAAAUCUGCAACAAAUUCACAAAAUCAAGAUUAGAGCAUCAACUCUGAAUAAUUUGAAAUAAAAUGGGCUUCUUGGAUUAACCCACAAAAUCUGAUAUUUAUGUCAAUAACUUAAUCUGGUGUAUUGACUGACAAAGAUUUAAAGAAAUUUACAAUCUAAUAUAAAAUUGAAAUGUUAGAAGAUAAGAAUUGCUAUUUGAUUAAAACUUGUGUUCCAGAAAUAAUAUUUGGGAUUGACUCUGCUGAUGAUAUUGCUUAUUUUGUUAAUUCCAUCUAAAAAGAAAGAAUGCCAACCAAUGUGUACGUAGAUGACACAAGAAAAUUGACAUUUUACACAGCAUUAGUAUAAGUAAGAAUAUUAAUUAUAAUUAAGGGAAAGAAAGGAAAUAUCUUAUGGGAAAUUGUCAAAAUUAUGGAUAUUCAUCAAAUUUAUUUCUAUCACAGUUUAGAUUUUUGUGCCAAAAAUAUUAACCCAGGAAAAUAAAUAAAGGAUUCAAAAUAUAGUAGUUUUUUAGUAGAGUUGAAAAAUCUAAUUCAAGAUUAUGAAUAUGAUUCAAAACAAAUAUAUACUUAAAUAUUGGAAAAAUAAAGCCCAGGAGGAUUUUGA